This is a messenger RNA of Chrysochloris asiatica (Cape golden mole), 972 nucleotides long. Its product is annotated as olfactory receptor 5K3-like. Gene Ontology annotation, molecular function: olfactory receptor activity; G protein-coupled receptor activity; odorant binding. Gene Ontology annotation, cellular component: membrane. The transcript has a single exon. The record is from RefSeq and is a predicted model, not a curated record. Lineage: Eukaryota; Metazoa; Chordata; Mammalia; Afrosoricida; Chrysochloridae. Gene Ontology annotation, biological process: sensory perception of smell; G protein-coupled receptor signaling pathway. Bases 1 to 972 code for a protein of 323 amino acids.
AUGAGUAAGGACAAUCUAUCCUUGACAACUGAGUUUAUCCUCAUAGGAUUUACAGAUCACCCAGAGCUGAAGACACUUCUGUUUGUGGUGUUCUUUGCCAUCUAUCUCAUCACCAUGGUGGGGAAUCUUGGCUUGGUGGCAUUGAUUUUCAUGGAGCGCCGUCUUCACACACCAAUGUACAUAUUUCUGGGUAACCUAGCUCUCAUGGAUUCCUGUUGUUCCUGUACGAUUACCCCCAAGAUGUUACAGAACUUGUUUUCUGAGGACAGAAUGAUUUCUCUCCAUGAGUGCAUGGCACAAUUUUAUUUUUUCUGUUUUGCUGAAACUACAGACUGCUUUCUUCUGGCAGCAAUGGCCUAUGACCGCUAUGUGGCAAUAUGCAGGCCAUUGCAGUACCAUACCAUGAUGUCGAAGCAACUCUGCAUUCAGAUGAACAUAGGGGCCUACAUAGCUGGAAACCUACACUCCAUGAUUCAUGUAUUAUUUCUACUAAGAUUAACUUUUUGUGGAUCUCAUCAAAUCAAUCACUUCUUUUGUGAUAUUCUUCCACUAUUCAGACUGUCCUGUGUUGACCCUUAUAUCAAUGAACUGAUGGUACUUAUUUUUUCUGGGUCAGUUCAAAUCUUCACUAUAACAGUAGUCUUAAUCUCUUAUAUUUGCAUCCUUUUCACUAUUUUCAAAAUGAAAUCCAAAGAGGGAAGAGGCAAAGCUUUAUCUACCUGUUCAUCUCACUUUCUUUCUAUCUCAAUAUUCUAUGGCUCUCUUCUCAUUAUGUACAUUCGGCCACGUUCAGACACUGUAGGUGAUAAUGAUAUAGUCAUUGCAAUUUUUUACACUCUAGUAAUUCCAUUAUUAAAUCCUUUUAUCUAUAGCCUAAGAAAUAAGGAAAUAAUAAAAGUUUUGAAAAGAAUUAUUAACAAGUGGAAACCUCAUAACAUUCUGAAACAGAUAUCAUCACCUGUGACAAAUUGA